CAGGAUUUCAGGAUUUCAGAUGCGAAGCUUCUUCAUUCGUAAUCGUAAUUGUUUAUUACAAUCUUUCAAUCAAUCCAAUUUCAGAAAACAUAAUACGUGAGAUAUUGAGCAACAAUAAUGGCGGAAUUCCUGGAGCUGGAAGCGCAGGAUGGCGUUCGGAUGUCGUGGAAUGUCGUGCCGGGAACGAAGCAGGAAGCCAGUAAGUGCGUCGUGCCAGUAUCGGCCAUCUACACUCCGAUCAAGUCCUUUCCUAACAUGCCAGUCCUCCCCUACGUUCCUCUCCGCUGCCGUAACUGUCGUUCUGUUCUUAAUCCCUUCGCUAUUGUGGAUUUUGCCGCCAAGAUCUGGAUCUGCCCAUUCUGUUUCCAGCGUAGUCACUUCCCUCCUCAGUAUGCCUCCAUCUCCGAUGAAAACCUUCCCGCCGAGUUGUUUCCGCAGUAUACCACCAUCGAGUAUCAGUCCCCUGGGGAGGCAGCCUCUGUUCCUCCGGUAUUCAUGUUCGUCCUCGAUACUUGCAUCAUUGAGGAGGAGAUGGCCUUCCUCAAGUCUGCCUUGUCCCAGGCUAUCGGACUCUUGCCUGGCAAUUCUCUGGUUGGCUUGAUCACCUUCGGCACUCUUGUCCACGUGCACGAGCUGGGGUUUGGGCAAAUCCCCAAGACCUAUGUCUUCAAGGGCUCCAAGGAAGUCACGAAGGAUCAGCUCCUCGAACAGAUGAGCUUCUUCGUCAAGAAUCCAAAGCCCCCAACAGGUGUUAUUGCCGGUGCGAGGGACGGCCUCUCCUCUGAAAGCAUUGCACGUUUCCUCUUGCCUGCGUCUGAGUGCGAGUUCGCCCUCAAUUCUGUCCUGGAGGAGCUCCAGAAAGAUCCUUGGUCCGUUCCUGCUGACCAGCGUGCUGUCAGAUGCACUGGCGCUGCAUUGAGUGUGGCUGCUGCUUUGUUGGGAGCCUGUGUUCCUGGUUUGGGAGCCAGGAUCAUGGCAUUUGUUGGAGGUCCCUCAACAGAAGGGCCUGGUGCUAUUGUCUCAAAGAAUCUAUCUGAGCCAAUUCGUUCCCACAAGGAUCUUGACAAAGAUUCUGCACCCCAUUAUAAUAAAGCUGUUAAGUUUUAUGAGGGCCUCGGAAAGCAGCUUGUGCAUCAAGGACAUGUGCUUGAUCUCUUUGCUUGUGCCCUUGAUCAGGUGGGUGUUGCUGAACUUAAAGUUGCAGUUGAGAGAACUGGAGGGCUGGUUGUGCUUGCAGAAAGUUUUGGCCACUCAGUAUUCAAGGACUCUCUUAGAUGUGUUUUCCAGUCGAGUGACUAUGAUCUUGGACUAUCUUCAAAUGGUAUAUUUGAGAUCAACUGUUCAAAGGACGUCAAAGUUCAGGGAAUCCUUGGCCCUUGUGCAUCUCUUGAAAAGAAAGGACCUUUGUGCUCUGACACAAUAAUUGGGCAGGGGAACACCACUGCAUGGAAAAUGUGUGGUCUUGAUAAAGCUACGUCUUUAUGUUUAGUAUUUGAGAUUGUUAAGAAGGAUAUCCCUGAUGCUGCUGUUCAAUCCCCCAGCAAUCAAUUCUAUUUCCAGUUUCUGACAUAUUACCAGCAUAGUAGUGGUGAAAUGAGACUUCGUGUUACAACUCUUUCAAGAAGAUGGGUUGCUGGACCUGGUAGCAUACAGGACUUGAUUUCUGGAUUUGAUCAAGAAGCAGCUGCUGCAGUCAUGGCACGCUUAGUUUCUUUCAAAAUGGAAAUUGAGUUGGGCAUUGUGUUGCUGUCAUGGCUGUUUUUCAUCAUUUUCUCUGCUUACCGUUCUUGGCACUUAUAAAAAGAUUAGACUCAUGUAAUUAUUACCUGUGUGCUACUCAUUGCAUGGUGCAACUGGCACUGCAGGCCGAGUUUGACCCUAUAAGAUGGCUGGACAAAGCAUUGAUACAUAUAUGUUCGAAGUUUGGAGAUUAUCAAAAGGACAACCCAUCUUCUUUCAGCUUAUCUCCACGGUUUUCAAUAUAUCCUCAGUUCAUUUUUCACUUGCGGCGUUCCCAAUUUGUCCAGGUAUUUAAUAAUAGUCCAGAUGAGAC
Molecule: messenger RNA, 2053 nt
Organism: Rubroshorea leprosula
Lineage: Eukaryota; Viridiplantae; Streptophyta; Magnoliopsida; Malvales; Dipterocarpaceae
Source: the annotation of a GenBank genome assembly